This is a messenger RNA of Drosophila subpulchrella, 312 nucleotides long. Its product is annotated as histone H4. Gene Ontology annotation, molecular function: protein heterodimerization activity; structural constituent of chromatin; DNA binding. Gene Ontology annotation, biological process: nucleosome assembly. The record is from RefSeq and is a predicted model, not a curated record. Bases 1 to 312 code for a protein of 103 amino acids. NCBI's taxonomy places the organism in Eukaryota, Metazoa, Arthropoda, Insecta, Diptera, Drosophilidae. Gene Ontology annotation, cellular component: nucleosome. The transcript has a single exon.
AUGACUGGUCGCGGUAAAGGAGGCAAAGGCUUGGGAAAAGGAGGCGCCAAGCGUCAUCGCAAAGUGCUGCGGGAUAACAUCCAGGGUAUCACUAAGCCAGCAAUCCGCCGUUUGGCUCGUCGCGGCGGUGUGAAGCGCAUCUCGGGACUCAUUUACGAGGAAACACGUGGCGUUCUGAAGGUGUUCUUGGAGAACGUUAUCCGCGAUGCCGUCACCUACACCGAACACGCCAAGAGGAAGACUGUCACAGCCAUGGAUGUUGUGUACGCCCUGAAGAGGCAAGGCCGCACCCUGUACGGCUUCGGCGGUUAA